GACUGGGCCCUUGGUGUUCUGCAUGCUAAAAUAAUUGCUGCCAUAACUUUAAUGGGGCCACAAUGGUGGCUGAAAACAGUCAUUGAACAGGUUUAUGCAAAUGGAAUUCGAAAUAUUGACUUACACUUUAUAAUACAAAAGCUUGCAGCACCUGUUAUUUCAGUUUUACUGCUUUCUCUCUGUGUACCUUAUAUUGUAGCUUCUGGUGUUACACCUUUGUUAGGUGUCACUCCUGAGAUGCAAAAUUUAGUACAACGACGGAUUUAUCCUUUUCUACUCAUGGUAGUAGUUUUGAUGGGAAUAUUAUCCUUUCAGAUCCGUCAAUUCAAGCGCCUUUAUGAGCAUAUUAAAAAUGAUAAAUAUCUUGUUGGGCAACGACUUGUGAAUUAUGAACGAAAAACUGGGAAACCAGGGACAUCACCGUCACCUCCUCAGUCUUCACAAGAAUAGAAAUUGGUCACAUGGAAUUACUUGAUCUUCCUUUGCCUUUGUGUUCUUUCUCAUAGACUGGUUGUUAUUAUUUGGGUAUUUCCAAACUAUUUUCUCAGCUGGGUUUUUAUAUUUUAAUUUUGGUUUCUUUUCUCAUGGCAUUCAGAUAGCAGUUAAGGCUGUGUACUAUCUGCAAUUUCUGAACUUACCAGUACUGAGAUCUGUAAAUGUGUAAAUAGCAAUAUCCCAAUACCCUACAACCUUGGAUUAAAAUGAAUGUUCAUUGUACAUCUUUAAAGAAUAUUAAUUUAUUAAAUCUAGUUGUCACUUUAUUUUGGAUUGCUGUUCUGUUGACAUAUGUGCCACAAAACAAUAUUGCUGUAGGCAAGAUAUAUAUUUCAAAAGAAUCAAUUGCAUUUUUAUAGCAAUGGCUAGCUUAUCAAGAAUAUGAAAAUGAAAUUACCAUUACAGUCAGCAGUGAAGUGGCUGUGAUAAGAAAACAUGAAUUUCAUUUGAUUUUUAAAAAAAUAUUACUGUAUAACGUCAAAGCUGUUGUACAUUUUCUAUUGCCUGAUUUUUUUUUUUUUUCAUGUGAUUUCAUUUGUAAUACUGUACAGUAGAAUGGAUCAGG
This is a messenger RNA of Thamnophis sirtalis, 1060 nucleotides long. The record is from RefSeq and is a predicted model, not a curated record. Lineage: Eukaryota; Metazoa; Chordata; Lepidosauria; Squamata; Natricidae.